UCUACUCUUUCGUUUCUGUUUCCGCGGCGAACCGCUCAAAUAAAAAGAGGAGAGGAGGUGAGAGGUAGCGAUGGCGGAGAGCCCGAGCUCGAUUGAAUCGAUCAGGAAAUGGAUCGUGGAGCACAAGCUGCGGGCCGUCGGGUGCCUUUGGCUCAGCGGGAUAGGGAGUUCGAUCGCCUACAACUGGUCGCGCCAUAACAUGAAACCCAGCGUCAAGAUCAUCCACGCGAGGUUGCAUGCUCAGGCUCUGACACUGGCUGCCUUAGCUGGUGCUGCCUUGGUCGAGUACUACGAUCAUCAGUCUAAACCAGGAUCAAAUGUGGUCAAAUAUCCCGAUCAAUUCCUGGCACACCCACAGAAAGACUAGAAGCAUUUGAUGAGCCGCCCUCACCCUCCAAUAAACUCUCAGAUCACUCGAUUUUUCUUGAUUCGGUGAUUAUUCUUUUCUAAUGCAUUAUGUGCAAACAAUUGCACUAAAAAUCAUUAUUUUCUGUAAAGGCAGAGUUCAGUUUCUGUCGUUGCCACAAUCAUUAUAUUGGCGUUGUCAUUUUGAUGCCUUUUUCUAUUUAAAUUUAUGAAUCAGUUAAAGAUGAUUUAGUUUCCA
Molecule: messenger RNA, 604 nt
Organism: Musa acuminata subsp. malaccensis (wild Malaysian banana)
Lineage: Eukaryota; Viridiplantae; Streptophyta; Magnoliopsida; Zingiberales; Musaceae
Biological process (GO): mitochondrial respiratory chain complex IV assembly
Cellular component (GO): mitochondrial inner membrane
Source: RefSeq, a predicted model, not a curated record